Tetrahymena thermophila SB210 is the source of this 411-nucleotide messenger RNA. RefSeq names its product ABC transporter C family protein. Gene Ontology annotation, molecular function: ATPase-coupled transmembrane transporter activity. The transcript has a single exon. Gene Ontology annotation, cellular component: membrane. Gene Ontology annotation, biological process: transmembrane transport. NCBI's taxonomy places the organism in Eukaryota, Ciliophora, Oligohymenophorea, Hymenostomatida, Tetrahymenidae. The record is from RefSeq and is a predicted model, not a curated record.
AUGAAUCAGUUACCAAGCAAUAUUUACGAGGAUAUAAGCAAUGCCAAGGAUAUAUUUAGUGCAGGAUAAAAGCACUUAAUAUGCCUUGGAAGAGCAAUUUUAAGAAAGAGCUAACUCAUUGUAUUAGACGAAGCAACUGCAAAUGUAGAUAUGCUUACUGAUGAGUUAAUUUAAGAGAAAAUUAGAUAGAAAUUUGAAAACUCUACAGUUAUAACCAUAGUUCAUAGACUAAAUACAAUAGCCGAUUAUGACUAAAUUAGGGUAAAGCUGUAGAAUAAGGAACUUAUAGUAAAAUUAAAACAGAAAUUUCUACUAAAUAGUUAACAUACUGGAGUUAAAAAUUCACUUCUAAUAAAAAGAAUAGCUAAUUAAAAUGAAUUUUAAAAAUAAACUCAUGAGAUUAGUUUUUGA